CUCAAGUCUUGAUGAGCCUCUCAAGCCGUGAUAACCCUUGCAAGCCUUGCACGACUAUAAUAGCCUCUCCUUCGUACGAGCCUCACGUUGCAUUUCUCGACCGGAGUAUUUCCGCUCAUGGCGCUGCGAGCCUUGUGCAAUCGGCCAGGCCUACAGCCACCUCGUAUGGCCUUGUUAGGCCUCGUAAGACCCAGGCGGUUUUGCUGAUGAGUUCGUUCAGAUGACGCGCUGGCUCGAACGAAAGGAAAAAGUUUUAAGGCACCAGAAAUAUGUUAGUUGGUGUCUUGCUGAUGGCCACCAGUUCGAGCCGUACCAUUCACGUCCUCCAGAUAUGACAUUCCGUCGCGAACAAGUGAUGACAAAACAUCCUACCGCGAAGGCUGUCAGUAUUCAAAAAUUGGUCAAAGAUUACGGUGCGACUCAUUUUCGCGAGGCCCUCGCACGCUACAUUGUGCACAAAAGUCGAGACAAUCAUCCUGUCCUGCUCCGGGAUCGAGCACUUGAUCAAUUGGCGGGUGACAUUCAUUUUCCUUUCCACCGUCUACCCGUCUUUCACAAGAUCAAGUGGUGCUCAAUUGACACUGGUGGUUUAAACAAGGAACAUGUUACCUUGGACAGCGUCCAUGCAAAACCUCAACAAAAGUUAGGCUCUCGUCUCAUUCAUCGGCGCUCUGACACUGUUUUCAUAUGCCUUGGUGAAGACUCAGUUACAAAUGAUUCAUUAGGUUUCGGUGUCGGCCAAGUUCGUGUUAUAUUCUCCCUGCCCCCAAAGUCUUUACAAUUACUCUUUCCGCCCACUGUCAACAUUCCUCCUCACCUUGCAUACAUUGAAUGGUUUACUCCCUUCCCAUCCGCUCCAGAUCGAAACAACGGACUUUAUAAACUAUCGAGAUUGAUGCGAGGUGGUGACAGGGUAGCUAGUAUCGUGCCGGUGGGUGAUAUCGUGCGUAGCAUCCAUCUUAUACCGAAGUUUGGAGACUCGGCUCCACGAGAAUGGACAAGCGAGACCGUUCUUGAGGACUGUAAUACGUUUUGGGUCAAUUCAUACAUUGAUAGACACACUUUUUCGAUAUUCAGAUAAUCCUUACUAAUUCUCUUCUGUUGCGAAACAAUUUGAUCUUGCAGUUUCAAUAUUACACGAAUUUAGCCCAGGAGGGUUUUCCUGAUG
Suillus bovinus is the source of this 1168-nucleotide messenger RNA. RefSeq lists its product as uncharacterized. NCBI's taxonomy places the organism in Eukaryota, Fungi, Basidiomycota, Agaricomycetes, Boletales, Suillaceae. The record is from RefSeq and is a predicted model, not a curated record. The coding region runs from base 221 to 1081 and encodes 286 amino acids. The transcript has 3 exons.